AUGAGCACGCCCAGGGGCUCGCUGAUCCCCCGGGAAGUGGAGACUCCCAAGGAGUUGCAGCUGCGGGUGACUCCUUCGGAGCUGAAGUUCCAGGACACGGCGGCGGGGAGGGUGUACCGCCAGCCGAUCACGGUCCACAAUCUGGGCCGCAGCAACCAGAAGAUCCGGUUUCUGGAUCCAGUCAAGCCACAGUUCAAACUGGUUUUACCAAGUGUGGAUAAAGAAAUUGCUUCUGGACUUCAGAUGACAGCUAUGGUGGAAUAUCAUCCUAAUAAAGAUGAAGACACUUUUGACCAACUACUUAUUGCAAUAGGAAACAAAGCAGUAGAGGUCCCUCUUAUUGGGUUGAUUCCAUCCUGCGAACUGGAAAUUGAUCAGGAAGUUAAUUUUGGCACUUUGGUUGCCAAUAGUAAAGUCUAUUGUAAAGAGAUUAGCAUCACUAACCGUGGCAAGGCUCCAGGUAUGUUUAUGACAGAAUACCAGGGUCAAUUACCCAUUGUCAUUUUUCCAACUAAUGGUAUUGUGGAGCCCAAGUCCUCAAAGAUUAUUAAAGUGGAUUUCUGUGCAGACCAGCCCAGAGUUGUAAAUGAAGCGGCCAAAGUGAGUUUGCAAGGUCGUCCAGACAUAUUCUUGAAUAUCAAAGUUCGUGUGGUUGAGCAGAUUAUUGAAUUGUUAAACAUGAAUGAUAAUAAAAAUGUGGAAUGCAUACGCUUUGGUUCUACUUUCUUUGGAACAUCAAAGAUUGAACAUGCACUUCUAUACAAUAAUAGCCCAGAACUUAUAAAUUGGGUGGCUAUCAUGCAAAAUGACUCAGUUGGAGAAGAACUGGGCACAAAUAUUCAACAAAGAACAGAUGUUGCUAUAAAUAAUCUCACCUACAUAAGACAAAUAAGGAACAUGGAUAUUACCACUUUUAUCUCCUGUGUUCCUAAUGAAGGGAGGUUACUACCUUAUCAAAAGACUAAAAUUACAUUUUGUUUCAGCCCAAAGAUAGUCGCCGAUAGUAAAAAGGAUAAUGACCCUUCACACAGGCAAGACUAUGCUAUCUUUUUGAGAUUUGACUCUGUAGGAAGUAAGGAUGGGUUUUUGAGAGAUGACAACACUAAGACCAUCAAAAAUGAUCAAUUUCAGAAACUGGAAUUAGCACUGACAGGCUCAGGACUUCCUGUUCUGGUACAGUUUGAUUCAGGAGGUGUUCUUAAUUUCCCACCUUGUUCCAUUGGUGAACAUUCAGAGGUUUCGUUUAUUAUGGAAAAUCGAUCCAAAUCACUUCCUUUGAUGUAUCACUUUAAAAAAACUGCAAAUUUCAGAAUUGACCCUGAAAGGGGCAAUGUUGAUGAAGGAUGUAUGCAGAAAGUGACAUGUUCGUUCAUUCCACAUCAAGUUGGAGUCUUUAAAGUGAAGCAGUUGGUAGAGUUUAUUGGCCCAGUGGCAGAUAAAAAUUUUCGGUCUUUAUUGCUGAGACCUUUUCAUCAAACACAGUUAGUUUUCAAGAGUGUCUGCAAACUUUCCAGUAAGAAAGUUGUGAUGAAAAUCAAUCACGGCAUAUCCCCUAUCAUCACUAAUCCUACGGGACAGUUUGUGAUCAAAGAUUUGGCAAAACACAAGGAAUAUGCACCUGUUGCAAUGCUUCAAUCAACCAUGACAACCAUUCACAAUCAUCGCUCAAGGAAAGACUCAGUGAAGAAUGCGCUGAUCGCCUUUCCCAAUGACCGAGCUGCAAGUAUCAGGCCUGGAGGCCAGGGGAAAUGUUUCAGGACGAUUUUCACAAAGAUUCCAAGAUUCAACUAUGUGGAUCCUGAUUUUGCGUAUACUGAUGCUGAAAUAUUAAAAAAGAAAGCACAUGAACAGUAUUAUAAAAGCUACAUUGAAUAUUUGAGAAAUGCACGCCUGCAGAAACAAGCAGAGAGGGAAGACGUGUAUUCCUAUGACGAUCUAGACAUAGGGUUGCAGCCAUCGUCAGGCCUAAAGUCACCGUCACUCAUGCAGUCGGAGCUGGAGGAGGAGCCGUCUUCUGCAGAACGUGAGCUCAAGCCUUACCAGCUGCUGUGCACCAGGAAUAUAGAAUCCAAGGAAACAAAGGCUCUAGGAAGAAAGGUUCUCAAAGGGCUUAAGUCGCACCCAUCCACACCUUCUGAAAAACGUGAUUGCAGCUUAAUGUUGACACCAAAGCAGAUUCAUCAAGUAAUCGUUGGGCCCUCUGUCCUUAAUUUUGGUGAUAUUUGUGUGAACUCCAUAAAUACUCAUCAACUGCAUGUUGUUAAUAUGCUACCUAAGCAUAUUUUGAUCCGUUUAGAUGUUAAUUUGAAAGAACUUAAGAAAACCAAACAAUUUUCAUAUGUGAUUCCACCUUCAACCAGUACUUAUAUUCCAAUUAUAUUUCAGUCUCCCACCGCUGGAAAAUUUUGGAAGUCUUUCACCUUUAGAGUGAACAAUAUACCUGGUGGGCACCUCCUGGUGAUGGCGGUUGUCAUGCCAGUAAGACUUGAGCUAUCUUCUAAUGAGCUAGUGUUAAAACCGAAUGGCUUCUUGUUGGAAACAUGUUUUAGGGGCACAGUGAAGUUGUAUAAUCAUCAGAAUUAUCUUGUUCACUUUGAAUGGGUACCAGUAAGCACAAGAAAAGGAGUAGCAUUUUCCAUUCGUCCAAGUAAAGGCACUAUUGAACCCUACUCCACACUGGAAUGUGAAGUAACGUGGCUGCCGGGCUUCAGUUCUCCAGAAAGGGGAGAGUUUACUCUUUGCGUUGAUGAAGGAAACACGAUGACACUGAAAUGUGUUGCACAUCGUGGUAACACCAAGGUCUUAUUUUUGGAGCCAAGGAUACUCUUCAAUAACAGCCCUCAAGGUUUAACAACUUGGAAGAAAGUCGUUCUUCACAACGUAGGACAAAACCAUGCUUAUUUCAAGGUUUGCAGUAAGAGCCUUUUGCCUAUCAUUAAAAUUGUCCCAUCAGAAGGAAUAAUUCCAUUUGGGGGGCUAACUGUUGUUACUAUCAUCUGUACACCUACCAUGGCAGAAAAAUUUGAUACAAUAGCAAAGGUUGCUAUUCGCCAUACAAAUGACAUAGACCUUAGGAUUGGUGGAACUGCUGAAGUUGCUAAUGUCGAAAUCAAGCCGGACAAAUUUAUCUUUGGUGGCACCUUUGUUGGCGGUACCCAGAUUAUUCCAUUUUUGGUAAAAAACAAAGGUGUAACACGUGCCAGAGUGGAGUUUAAUCUAGAAGGCCGUCAAUAUUUUUCAAUGGAUUUUAAAGACAAAUCAGAGAAACACACAGAUCCUGCAUUUCCUGACCUGUAUUAUUUAGAGUUGGAGGCAAAGACAUCCAUGGAAUGCGGCAUAUCAUUUUCUCCUAAAGAAGUGACGACGUAUGAAUUUAGCUUUCAAGUUCGAAUUAAUUUCUUUGAAUCUUCAAAACUUUACACUGAAUAUCAGUUGUCAAAGUCCCCUGUGCCUCGGAUCCCUCUUAUUCGACCGUGUUACGUUCAAGCUACUGUAUUGCAAGCACCAGUGAAAUUAUCCAGAACUGAAUUUAUAUUUGAUAUUCCACCAUAUGCUCUGAAGUAUAAGAAAAGGGUACAAAAAACUCAGCAUCUUGUCUUACAUAAUUUCUCAAAAAAAGAUGUGGAGUGGACUUUGGACAUUAGUGAAACUGAUAAACUUUUCAUAGAUGGCAUAUUCACCUUUAAUGUACUAAGUGGGAUUCUACAACCAAAUGCAGAGUGUAAAAUUUCCAUAAGGUUUUGUCCAACUCACCCUAUAAAGUACACAGCUAAUAUUCCUGUACGUUUAAAUAGUAGUCCAGUUUGCUAUCAAAUGUUACGUCUGUCUGGAGAGCUAAAAUUGCCCAAGUUAUUGUUUGACCCUCCAUUCAUAUUUUUCACCCCUGUUCCUUUGGAUGUAACAACUGUGAUGGAUAUCAACAUUUUACCUCAAAGUUAUUACAGAGAUGCAACUUUAAAGGUCAUGAUUCCCCCAGUAAGGCUUCUUGGUGAUGAGGAGGAGAUUCACCCUCUUUCUGUGAAUUUUCCAAAAGGCGCAACCAUUGCAGCCUCUCUCAAUGGAAUUAACAGUGAGCUCAUCUGCCGCUUCAGCUUCAAAUCAUCUAAACCUGUGUCAUUUUUCACCAGUGUUCUUUUCUGUGAUGACACAGAUUGCAGAUUUUCACUUCCAGUUACUGCCACAGCAGAAAACUGCAUGCUUACUGUUUACCCGUAUAUGGCAAUUCAUCUUGAUGAGGACAACAUUAUUGUAAGGAAUGAUAGGGACCCCAGUCCUGUGAAAAAUACUGACAAUGUUUUACUUCCAGCCGUAAAAGACGGAUUAUCCUCUUCUAAAUGUGACAGUGCUGAGCCUGCGAAGAGAUUUUUUAUUGGAGUGGAAACAACACCUGAAAAAUUGAACUUGGCCAAAACUGUAAAGACAAAGAAGAAAAGCGAUCGAUUGAUGGAAAAGGAGCGAGAAAAUAAGCAGUUUUCUCCUGAGCCAGGAACAAAGGCAUGUGGCUUCUUUCAGAAGGUUGUAAAUGCAGCUCAGACCUGGUUCAGCCUCUUCGGCUGGCCUGAAGGACCACAUUCCCUUUCUAUUCCAGAAACUAUAAGAAGGGAUGUGAGUAAAAUGCAAGCCUUCGGCUCAAUCUCAUUAGACCAAAAGCAUUCCAAAGCAAAUGACUUUUUAAGAUAUACUAAAACCAUUUAUGAUGUGAUACGCCACUUGAGUGGAAUAAUGCCUGAUGGAAUUAAUCCUAGUCAAUCUUUACCUGUGGAUUACACUGAAAAGGUCAUUCAACUCCAUAUGCAACAUUCUUCAGUUCUUGACUUUCUCAGUGCUCAAGGAGCAUGCAUUUCUCAUGUACUGCCAGAAUUUCUGUUUGAACCAGAAGAUUAUAAGAAGUGGAUUGAAAUUAGGUCUUCCACUAAUAUCUUGCCGGCGUGUUCCUCUAUACCUAAGGAAAAGCGAUCUAUUGUUAUAAAGAUGACUGAGUUUGAAGCCUGGAGUAAACGGGCAUGGACAGAUUUAUUCCUUCAGAUCUACAAGGUUCUGAUACUAUCCCAGGUUGUACCACAUUCAAUAAAUGAUGAGCCCUUGGAAUAUAUGCAGAGUUCACCAAAAGGCAAUCCUUGUUUUGUAUCCAGCAACAUAUAUUCUGAUUCUGAAAGAAUUCUGCUCAGUUGGUUGAACACGAAUUAUGAGAAUACCCGGCAUGUUAUAUGGAAAAACUGUGAGAAAGAUUGUGUUCCCUCUGAGAGAUGGAUACUAAAUUUUGACAGAGACCUUUCAGAUGGCCUUGCUUUUGCCACAGUGUUGGGAGCCUAUUGUCCAUUUCUGAUUGAGCCUCAUUUUGUAAAUAUGUACACACAACCAAAAAGCUCUGAACAGUAUUUUCACAAUUGCGUGAUUAUCGUGAAUAGCCUUUGUGAAAUUGGCUUUAGCAUGGGUAUACAGGCCUCUGACAUCUGUGACCAUAAUCCAAUCCUGAUGCUCAUGCUUUGUGUCUACAUGUAUGAAAGACUCCCUACAUAUCUCCCCAGGAUGUUGGUGACCUUUCAGUGUGCUCUACACGACACUGUGACGAGACAGGUUCUAGUGAAAAGUUCAAGCUUGAAACAGUUAGUGUAUAAAGCUACAAUCAUUGGAAGAGAUGCUGCUGACUUCUCCCUCUCCCAUUUUGGGAAUACUGUGACAGUUCCUCCGAAAGAUGAAGUCCAUAUCACUCUGAAAUUCACCAGUCGCUUCCUCUAUCCUGCUGAAGCUUCAUUGGUAUUAAUUUCAAUACCUAAGAAUGGAGUGAAAGGCACCACAAUGAUUUUUGCUCUUAAGGGUGAAGUCCGCAAAUUUAAACCCAUGAAAGUUGUAAAAUGCAAAAGCCCAUGUUAUAAAUGGAAAGAAAUCACUGUGGAUAUUAAAAAUCCCUUCCGUACUGCUGGCGACUUCAGUGCCAUUUUGGUGGAAUCCUCAACAUUUAUCUCCUUGACAUCGCAAUUAAAUGCAUCUGGACAAUUCAUUAAUUACAGAAACCAAGGUGAUGCUAAGAAUAGUAGUGAACAAGAUAUUGUUGAGGACUCUUUUCAUCCCCCCAAAACCUUAAAAACCUCAAUUAGGUCCAGUUUCAUCAGAGAAUUCUUCUGUUCCUCACCAACUCUUCACCUGGGAGCAGGACCAAAAGGGACUUCAAGCCUGGAGCUCUCCUUUAUUCCCUUUGACAUGCAGACACGCUACUGUAUCAUCAUCCUCAGCAACAAAAUGAUCGGAGAAUUAAUAUACGUUGUGGAAGGAAAAGGUACGAUCCCCUUGCCUUCCAGCCUACCUGCAAUGACUUCCUCAACUUUACUGUUUAAUGAGGACGAUCCAGUUCUGUAUUUGAAAUGCAAACCCCAUCAUAUUUUGGACACGGACCUUAUACUGCCACUGACUAAUGAAGCCAAGGAAAAGGCAUUGGCUUUUGCAGCGCAGCAACAGAUGUCGGAUGUAGAAUAUCAGCGAAGGUUGAUCACGGGCACCCUGGAGAGCAGUAGCAUCCGCGUGGCCGUCGCCAUCCUGGGGCUGACCAGGGUCGAGACUUAUAUGCUUUUUAAUAUCUCAAAGUUAAAGCAGCCUAAGUCCAUUUUGUACACAACAGACGUGAGCCUUCCAGACUAUUUUUAUGUCUCCAAGGAAAUUCACAUUCCUCAGUAUCCGGAAAGUCAAGUGAAAGGACUUAAACCUGCAAAUAGAAAAGAAGGAUCUUUUUCAGUUUCUUUACAAUUUGCUCCUCUCUGUCCUGGGCGCUACCCUUGUAAAAUUUUGUUGACGUCAAGGUAUGACGUGCGGCUCUAUUAUAUUGAAGGCGUGGUGAAUGAUGAAUGUCCGGAGGCUAGAUUUGAUUUUGAAACACCAGCAUUUGAAGCCCUUACCCAGAAUAUUCCAAUAAUGAAUAAAACGAAGAAUGAAUGGAAAUGUCAAAUGACUAUAGAAGGAGAAUGUUUUUACGGACCUUCUAAUUUAUCUGUCAGGCCAGGUGAAACAGCACAGUACCCCCUCACAUUCAAACCUCUUUUGGAAUGUGAGAUUACGGGAAAACUUACUGUACAAAAUAAAACAGACGGUUCGGAGCAUGUCUUUGUCAUGAAAGGGAUUGGCAGAAGGCCCGUGGCCUUGGAAUGCAUCAUUGCUAACUGUCUCGUGGGGAUCUCAGAAGAUAGAACCAUAAUGGUGCCCAAUUAUACAAAGAGCAUGGUAACAUUUAAGGUAUCUUCAAAUCUUCCAAUAGUGUGGGGAAAGCCACUCAUCACCAUAGAGCCUGAUAGUGUAGGUCCAUAUGUUCUACACAUAAGCUCUUGGAAACGUGGUGUAUUCAAAGGUAAACUUUCAUUUUCCAUUAAAAGCAGACAAGAUGAUGGUUCUGAGAGAGACUCAGAUGAAGACUCAGAUGAAGAUGAAGACUCAGAUGAAGACUUAGAUGAAGAUGAAGAUGAAGAUGAAAUUCAAGAUCAAGAUGGAGUACCUGUUUUUCGGAAAUCAAUGUCAGAACAAUCGAUCAAGCUUGAUACGGAAGACUCAGAUGAUGAUGAUAGCAAUUUACGAGUCUGGUAUCAUCUUGAGAUCCAUAUCCACCCUGGGAAACCUGUAAACAUUAUUGAAAUGAAAUGUAUUGCUAUGGAGAGCCUUUGUUUUGAAAUACCUCUCCAUAAUGCAAAUGAGAAAACUCUUCACAUAGAAGUGCUGUUAUCAGAUCCAGCCCUUAGUGGACUCAAAAAAUUUGUGCUAAAUCCAGAAGAAUAUAUUGACUAUGCUGUAUGCUAUACUCCAGCGGCUACAGGCUGUAGAGAGGAAAGCAUUAUUUUUCAGCCUGAUAAGGUUCUCGAGUUCUGGUAUGUCCUGAAAUUUACUGUCGAAUUACCAAAUCCAACCAUAAUGCCAGAAAUGCAGUGUGACCUUGGAAAGUAUGUCACUCAGGUCAUUUCUUUAGUUAAUCCUACGCAUGAAACCUUAGAGUUGCAAGUAGAAAACAGUGAUCCUGAUGAUUUUAUCCUGGAUGCUUUCAAAUCACCACUGACUCUACUUCCUCACUCAAGUAGAACCGUAUCUGUUCGUUUUCACCCUUCUGCUCUUGGGAGAGCUGGUCACCAGGCUUCUCUUAUCUUCCACUGUGCUCAGUUUGAAGAAUGGCGAUUUGUCCUUUCUGGAGUAGGACUAUUUCCCCAGCCUCUAGAAAUAGAAAGAAUCACCACAUACCUUCAGCAGUUAGCAUCUACGGCUAUAACUUUCAAAAAUCCCACCAAGGAAAAUGUUUUAAUCGAUAUCAUACUAACAAAUCGGGAAAUGCCCAAGAAUCUCACCCUUGGCAUUCAGUGUGAUAGCUUCCUCAUUGAGACUUCUGCCUUCAAGCUUGGUUUGGAACACACACAAGGAAUUGAAUUACCUCAUAGAGGGAUUAUUCCUAUCCCAGUGUGUUUUGUUCCCAAAGUUAUGAAAUUAAGGAAAACAAUGGUAGUUAUUCAAAUGAGGCGAACAGAUGGACAAAAUUGGCCUAUUGACAAUUUUGAUGAAUUGAGCGCGGAGAUGAAAAGAACUAUGGGAGUAGACAGUGGAGAAAUCCGCGCAAUACGAUGGAUAUACCCUAUUCUUGGACUUCCACAGGCAAAACAUGAUGAAUUCCCUCCAGCUAUCAUAAAAUGUCAGGCCAGGAAACGGAUAGAAAAGGAGGUGGAAGUCACAGUGACUGGUGAUUUUCUUGGAGAGAAUCCUAUCUUAAAUGUAUCGGAUUUUAUAGUUAUUCCAAAAAAACGUUCAUAUGCAUCUUACGAAGAUAUCGACGGUAUACCUAUAAAACGUGAAUUUGAGUAUGAAAUUCUAUAUGAAUCUGAAGAUAUGAGGUCUGAAUUGCAGCCCUCCGUGGCUAUAUAUGCGAUGAAGAGAUCUUAUAAUAUCAAGGCUCAAAUGAUAACAUUGGACUUCAAUCUGAUAUUUUCACCAAAGAAACCAUUGAAGUCCCAAAUUACACUGAAAAUAGAGUGCAUAACAGAUGGGAUCUGGAACUUUCCCAUAACGUUGGUUGCUACUGAGCCCGAUGUGGAUGAUGUCAUUGAUAUUGAAGGGAGUGGCUUAUUUAAGGAAGCUAUUACUGAUUUCUGGCUGUCUGGUCGGAAAAGAUAUGCUGAUCCAUUCAUUGCAUACUUCCUACCUGAGAGUGAUCCUGAGUUUUUCGUAAAACCUCAGUCUGGAGAAAUUCCUCCUUUUGACAGUAAUGGCAUUACCCUCAUGGUGGGUUUUAAACCCCAAAUGUAUGGUAGAAAAUACAAAGCAAAAUUAGUAAUACAGACAGAGGAUAUGUACUAUUUGUAUGCUGUCAAUGGAUUACCUCAAGUCACCAUGCCACCAACGAAUGUAAAAGCCAAAAUCGACACAACUAACGAGGAGUUUGACAACAGGCCAGUUACUCAGCACCAUUUUAUCAAAGAAAAUAUUAACGUCAUAAGGACAGGGGUGUCCUCUACCAUCAAGGGUGCUCCUUUGAUGUUGAAGAAUAAAUAA
Messenger RNA from Miniopterus natalensis, 9510 nucleotides. It is a transcript of the gene CFAP47, whose product is annotated as cilia and flagella associated protein 47. Gene Ontology annotation, biological process: cilium assembly; sperm axoneme assembly. Gene Ontology annotation, molecular function: protein binding. Lineage: Eukaryota; Metazoa; Chordata; Mammalia; Chiroptera; Miniopteridae. Gene Ontology annotation, cellular component: cilium. The record is from RefSeq and is a predicted model, not a curated record.